This is a messenger RNA of Durio zibethinus, 2600 nucleotides long. Its product is annotated as protein SMAX1-LIKE 3-like. Gene Ontology annotation, molecular function: ATP binding; ATP hydrolysis activity. NCBI's taxonomy places the organism in Eukaryota, Viridiplantae, Streptophyta, Magnoliopsida, Malvales, Malvaceae. The record is from RefSeq and is a predicted model, not a curated record.
CAGAACAAUUCUCUUCACCUGAUGAAACCCAAUUCUCAGCAACAAUCUUUGAAAUAGUUGUCUGAUUUAACCUGUAAGAGAGUGAAUAGUAUAAGCCUAAACAGGGGAAAAAAAUGAGAGCAGGAGUUUGCGCUGUGCAGCAAGCUUUAACAGCUGAGGCUGCAAGCCUGGUGAAGCAAGCACUUGGUCUUGCUAGACGGCGAGGUCAUGCUCAAGUCACUCCUCUUCAUGUAGCAAGUGCUUUGCUUGCAUCCUCUACUGGUCUGCUUCGGAGAGCUUGUCUUCAGUCUCACUCUCAUCCUCUCCAAUUCAGAGCUCUAGAGCUUUGUUUCAAUGUUGCACUUAAUCGUCUCCCUGUAUCCACUUCUAGCCCUUUAUUAGGCCCUCACUCCCAUCAUCAUCCUUCCCUCUCCAAUGCCUUGGUUGCAGCCUUUAAGCGUGCCCAAGCUCACCAACGCCGAGGCUCCAUUGAGAACCAACAACAACCUAUUUUGGCUCUCAAAAUAGAGUUAGAACAUCUCAUAAUCUCCAUUUUAGAUGAUCCUAGUGUUAGUAGGGUCAUGAGGGAAGCUGGUUUCUCUAGCACCCAAGUUAAAACCAAAGUAGAACAAACUGUUUCCUUGGAGAAUUGUUCUCGAAAGGAAAUUCUCAAACCCCAAGUUCUUUGUGCUAAUGUCUCUCAGGUUGGUUUUGGGUUGUCAUUAGGCAAACCAGUAGAUCAAGUUGUUAGGAGUGAAGAUAUAACAAAUGUUUUGAACACUGUUGUGAACAAGAGGAGAAACACUGUUAUUAUAGGAGAAUGUGUAGGCAGUUCUGAGAGACUAGUUAGAGGGGUAAUGGAUAAGUUUGAGAAAGGACAUGUCUCUGCGGAUUUAAGAUAUGUUCAAUUUAUCAGUCUUCCACUUUUUUCACUCGGAAAUCUUCCGAAAGAUGAAGUGGAGCAGAAGCUUGUAGAGCUUAAAUGCCUUGUGAAGAGUUAUAUGGGUAGAGGGGUUGUCUUAUACUUGGGUGAUCUCAAAUGGAUUUCAGAGUUUUGGUCAAGCUAUGGUGAGCAAAGAAGAAGCUAUUACUGCCCAGUGGAGCACAUAGUAAUGGAACUUAAAAGAUUAGUGUGUGGAAUUAGGGAGACGGGAAAAUUGUUUCUCAUGGGAACUGCAACUUUUCAGACUUACAUGAAGUGCAAAACAGGCCAUCCUUCUCUUGAGACAAUUUGGGAACUUUAUCCUCUUACAAUUUCAGUUGACAGCAGCUUAAGUCUCAGUCUUAACCUUGACGGUAACUCUCGACCUCAGUGUAGAACCAAGGAAUCUAUAGAUGGGAUUAGUUGGCCACUGUUCGAACCUGGAGUAAAUAAAAGCCAGAUUUCCUUCACUGAUAGAUUGCUCAAUUUUGACAAGGAAGCUCAAAGCAAUGCCAUCGUCUCUUCCAGUUCAAGUUUGCCUACAUGGCUCCAAAACUACAAGGAAGAAACCGAAAAACACCCCACCCAUGAUAAGGAUUCAGUCAAUUUCAGGGAUCUGUACAAGAAAUGGAACUCAUUUGACUGUUCAUCCGACAAAAAACACUACAACCCUGAGGAAGUUCUUAACAUUUCUCCAUUAUCUUCUUCCGAAGAGCAAAACACGAAGCCUAAUCUAAGUUGGCCAGUCAUUUUUGAACCUAAAGUGUCACCAAAAGAGCACCAGUUUUGGAUAUCCGAAAGUACAGAUGAAGGUUAUGGACUCCCAUUGAGAAAUGAUCCUAAGCCAGACCUCCUCUCAAAUCCCAACUCUAGCCCAAAUUCAGCUUCUUCAAGUGAGGCAAUUGAGGCCGAUAUCGAUGGCCUUAAUGAGUUCAAGAUUCUUAAUGCCGAAAACAUGAACAUUCUGUGCAAUGCAUUAGAGAAAAAGGUUCCAUGGCAGAAGGAGGUGAUUCCCGAAAUUGUUAGCACCAUCCUUGAAUGCAGAUCGGGGAUGAGAGAGGUUAAAAGCCUGUUAAAGCACAGAGGACCCAAAGAAGAAACUUGGCUAUUCUUCUUAGGAGCUGACAAUGAAGCCAAGAAGAAGAUUGCAAGAGAGUUAGCCAGACUCAUUUUCGGUUCUCGAAGCAACUUUGCUUCAAUAAGUCUGAGCAAUUUGGCAUCCAUCAGGGCAGAUUCGAAUGAAGAAUCCAACAACAAAAGAAAGAAAGAUGAGUCAGGUAGAAGUUAUCUUGAGAGAUUGGGAGAGGCAUUGAAUGAGAAUCCUCACAGGGUCUUGUUCAUGGAAGACCUGGAACAAGUUGAUUAUAGUUCUCGGAAAAGCAUUAAGCAAGCAAUUGAAAGCGGAAGGAUAGCAGUUUCAGAUGGUGAGACAGUUCCUGUUAAGGAUGCAAUUAUCAUUUUCAGCUGCGAAAGCUAUCAAUCAGUGUCAAGAGCUUGUUCUCCCAGGAGAAGGCCAAAUACUAGUGAGACAGAAGAGACAAAGGCAUCAGAUAUGGAGCAGAAAAACUCAUCUCCAUGUCUAGAUUUAAACAUUGCCAUUGAAGAUAAUAGCAGUGCAGAUGAAAAUUCAUCAGUUACUGGUUACAUUGGAAUUCUGGAAUAUGUUGAUAAGGAUAUUAUUUUCAGAGUUGAGAGCUAA